Messenger RNA from Megalopta genalis, 857 nucleotides. RefSeq names its product calcium load-activated calcium channel. Gene Ontology annotation, molecular function: calcium channel activity. Gene Ontology annotation, biological process: endoplasmic reticulum calcium ion homeostasis. The record is from RefSeq and is a predicted model, not a curated record. NCBI's taxonomy places the organism in Eukaryota, Metazoa, Arthropoda, Insecta, Hymenoptera, Halictidae. Gene Ontology annotation, cellular component: endoplasmic reticulum; endoplasmic reticulum membrane; cytoplasm.
UCUGUACCCAUUCACAGCUGUUCCAGGCUUAACAUGAGUCGGAAUUCCAACGCAGCAAUACAUGCAUUGCAUGUCUGAAUAACUUAAGCAAUAUUUAGUAAAUAGUUUGUUUAAUAUGUGGGCAGAUACUAUUUUAAUAGUGUUUAUCAGUAUUUGCACUGCUUUGCUAGGAGAAGGUUUAACAUGGCUAAUGGUUUAUCGAACAGAAAAGUAUCAAAAAUUGAAGGCUGAGGUGGAGAAACAAAGUAAAAAGUUGGAAAAGAUAAAAGAGGCGCAUGGCGAUUCAUUGGACAAACAGCAAAAGAAAAAGAUAGAACGAGAGGAGGAGAGAUUAAAAAACAACAAUAGGGACUUGUCUCUUGUGAAAAUGAAAUCAAUGUUUGCAAUUGGAUUUGCAUUCACAGCUCUUUUGAGUAUGUUUAACAGCAUUUUCGAUGGCAGAGUUGUGGCAAGGUUGCCUUUUAUUCCGAUCAGUUGGAUACAAGGUUUGUCACAUAGGAACCUUCCUGGCGAUGAUUACACAGAAUGUUCAUUUAUCUUCCUUUACAUACUUUGUACAAUGAGCAUAAGACAGAAUAUUCAAAAAAUGCUUGGAUUUGCACCAUCCAGAACUGCAAGCAAACAAAGUGGAAGCAUCUUUGGUCCUCCACCACAGCAAUUUAAAUAAAGUUAGUCAAAUAUUAAAUUGAUUACUACAUAUUUCAUAAUUAUAUAGUUAAAUUUCGGUGAGGUGACAUUAUUCGAUUUUAUGAAUGACUGUUAUGCAUAAACAUUUCAUUACGUGCACAUUGAAAUUAAAAUAUAAAAUGUAUGUACUUUAUAUGUAUAUAGUAAAUUAUGAAUAUAUUUAGUUCAUA